Anoplophora glabripennis (Asian longhorned beetle) is the source of this 3993-nucleotide messenger RNA. RefSeq names its product protein ABHD8-like. Gene Ontology annotation, molecular function: catalytic activity. The transcript has 7 exons. The coding region runs from base 185 to 1636 and encodes 483 amino acids. The record is from RefSeq and is a predicted model, not a curated record. Lineage: Eukaryota; Metazoa; Arthropoda; Insecta; Coleoptera; Cerambycidae.
AAACAAUAGGUUGGGCUAAAUAACAGGUACCUUCUGCUGAAUGGUUAUGGAAAUUAACAGUACAGUUAUGUUAACAACUGUUUCAGUACUAGGAAAUGUGCUUGAUGAGUUUCAAACAGUGUAGGUAGAUUAAUAAAGAAGUUAAGCUGUUAAUUAAAAAUGGGUGUGACAUAGUUAAGGAAAAAUGACUGAAGAAACAUUACCAGAAUCCAAUGGGUGUAUUUCCAAAGUAGUCGAUUCCUGGAGAACAUUACUUUCUACUUUAAACGUUGGACAACGGGUAUAUCCCUCGGAUCCAAGUGUUCCAAAGGACUGCGAAUUUAUCGUAAUCAAUUCUAAGAUACAUAUUCGUGUUUUGCAUAUUUAUCCAGGAACAAUACGUAAGUCUUUAUUAACACAACCAGUAAUUAAUGAUCCAAACAGAAUUUCAAAACGAAGUUCUAUAAGUGAGGAAUACUGGUUUACGAAAUGGAACAAGCCUUUAAAAAUAGGAAACUGCAACUGUUCAUUCCGUCGCUCUAUGAGAUAUUCAGUCGUUUUAAACCAACCUAUAGUACAAAGUGCAGGGAAAAGGGAAAGUGUACUAAGUGUUGAUCUACCUCCUACUAAAAUAAAAAAUGUAGAAACUUUUGUCGAAAGAUUAAUACAAGACACUUUCUUCGAAGCGUUUCAAGAAUAUUAUAUCUUAAAGAGUAAAAAUGAGACUGGAAAAACUAAUUUAGCAUACGAAACUACAGAAGAUGACGUUAUCGUAACUUUACGAAGAAAAUUUAAACCGUCCACGAAAGAUACUGAAAAUAUAAAAUCUGCAGCAAACCCAAGUGAAAAUAAUAAAAAUAGUGUAGAUGACUCCAGAUUUAAGAGAUGUGUUCAUAAAAAAGUACAAAAGAAACCCCUAGUUAUGUUACAACAUGGCAUAGGAGCAUCAGCCGAAGUAUGGUCCUUAAUAAUAAAUGCUCUAGUUCAACGAGGAUUUGAAGUUGUUGCGCCGGACAUGUUGGGACAUGGAUUGAGUUCCGCUCCGGACAAAUCUAACUAUUAUACUUUCAGUAACUUACUGUUGCAAGCCCUUACGAUAUUUGAUCAUUACAUGACCGACGAUAAAAGGAAAUGUAUCCUCAUAGGUCACUCUUACGGUUGUAGUUUGGUUACCGCAUUAUAUCCACACAGGGCGCAGCAAAUUGCACAGUUAAUUUUGAUAAGUGGAGGAGGCCCCACUCCAUUAGCUCCACCUGUAAAAGAAAAUGAAAUUUCACCAUUCGGCUGUGCUUAUAAUUUCCUCCAUCCACUUUUGUACUGUGGUUUAAAAAGAAGUUUCUUUUACUCGUCAAGAGGCAAACAUUUUGGGCCGUGUGAUAUUGGAAGCGGACUGCCCGAGUAUGUGCUUCAAAAUAUUGCAAAUGGGCAGAAGUGGCCUGAUGGAGAUGCAGCUUUUCACAGGAGAAUUCUCAUACCCACGCUUUUAGUGCACGGUUUACAAGAUAAGAACGUGACGUUGGUUCAGGAGUGUGAAAUGGAAAGAACCAUCCCUAGAGCAUUUUUAGAAUUGAUACCAAACGCUGGACACAUGCCUAUGCUGGAAACACCUGAACAUCUGAUACAUAUGAUAAUGUGUUUUUUGGAAAUGUGGAGCUGAUAUUACGCAUGUGUACAAGGUAUUUUCAUGAAAAAAAUACCGUUUUUGAAAUAUUUUCGUACAAAUAUAGGUCGUUAUCCUAAAUAAUCAAUUCUGAGUUGUGGUCUUCCAAAAAAAAAAAUAGCAUUUCUGUAGAUCCUUUUUACUUUUGCUUUCCUAAAUUUAUCACGUUAUAUUUUAAGGUUAUUGACAAGUUUAAACUUGAUGAAAGCUAAGUAAUUGCAUUUUUGAUUGUUCAAAAAAAUAUAUUUUUGAUUUCUGGAUUUGGAAAGUCUACAGAAAUAUAGUUUCAGUAAAUGUCACCACUUAAUUUUUUUAAGGUUUUUUUAAAUAUAAAUUCAAAAUUUAUAAAUUAAAGUGAAUGUUACCUCAAGACUGAAAAUUACGAAUAAUGUUUAAAAUUGGCUGCUUAAAAUCAAUUAAACAAUUUACUGUAUUCUUCCAAAAUUAUUGGAUGAAAUUGAUGUAUAAUAUAAAUCACUAGUUUCUUCCAUGGUGUGUUCAAAUGGUGAAAGGCCAGUCAUAGGCCGUUGGGCAACGUCGCUCGCCAAGGUAGAUAAAUUUCUUUCUAAUGUACUAACCGUCAUUCCUCAGUCUUUUAUUAUAAAUCCCCAUCUUCCCCCUCCUCUCGAUAGUGGCGCUAUACUGCUCCCGAACUCAGCUCAGGGAUCACUUGCAUAAAUAUGUUUCCCCUUUGUGUACAGAUAAUGGACUUACUCAACUAUCUCGCAAGCGAAGGGUCAACUCUCUUCUCUUUUAGAUUUUACCCUUACAUAAGUCUGUAUAUUUAAUUUCUAUGAAUAACUCUGUGCCCAUGUUGAUUGUUCCGCUUUCCUCGUUCUUUGAAAUGUCGAGGAAGAGGAAAAGCAAAAACACCUUAAACUAUGAAGGAUUUUAUGCCUAAAGGACAUGCUUGAGUUUUUGAAUUUAAAUUAGACAUGUAAUUUGUUCCUAUAACUUCUACCUUGAAUAUCAUUCACUAUCUCGUUAUUAUCUUCAGCAUCUAGAAUAUUUUUUACGGGGUGUACACUAAUGUAGAAAAAUGGGAAUUAUUGAGAAUUUCCAUAGAUCUGGACAUCAGGGAAUUUAUAUAUUCUUUUUUAUAUUAAUUUAAAACCGGGUUCACACAGUCUCAAAUUAUGAAAGCAUUUUAUAAAUGAACCCCCUUUCUGUUUCUUUUUUUUUAAUAUUACAUUUAAAUACUGCCUAGAAAAUAAAAUAAUGAUAUGUAGUUAAUUAUAUAUGUGACAUAAUUUAAACUCUUUCCAUCCAUUGGUUUCUUUGUCUGUCUUCAUAAAAAGCCGAUUUAUAUAUUAACUGGGACUGUCCAUCAGAAAAAUUGAUGGAAUAUAUCAACUUAUGAAAGAUCUGUAUGUUCAUAAAAAGAAAUGGAUCCCUUGGAAUCUCUUAUUGAAUCUAUAUGCUGACGUAACAAGUGUGUGAAAUCACUUGAAUUCUUUUUUACAUAUUUAUAAAGUCCCGUCUUCUAUAAACGUGAUAUAAUUUUGAUCUAAACAAUUUAGUGACUCCAGAAAUGAAAUAUGACCUGGUGCCUUUAGUGCAUUUUGCUUAUUACCAAAUGUUGAUAUAUUUAUAUAUUUCCAAACUAGUGUAUUAUAUAUUUUUUAAUAUGCACCAUAUGGAUAUUUUCUUAUCGAUAAAAUAUGUAUAUAUCAUUGAUAAGGACCUAGUCUGACAUAAAAUAAUCAAUAUAUCAGUUAUUACAUUUCGACGACUGCAAUAGAAUUUAAAAGUACACUGCAAUGUAAAGUGUUCAUUUAAAGAAAAUUAAAUGUACCUUCUGUGAACCAAAUAAGUAUAAAUUAUAUAUAUUUUUUGUUAAUGAUCUUAAUAUUUCUAGUUUUAGGUGGAAACUCAUUUUUAACAAGAAUUAUAUUUUUGUAUUCUGUUUUGAAGUAUUUAGCGGAUUUUACUCUUAUAUUUGGGAAUGUUAAGAUUUACUUGGAGUAACUAGAAAGCGUUUCCAACUAUAUUAUGCAGUAAAAUUGGUUUAAAUAUAGUGUGUCCCGUUUUAUAGGUACACAAACAAUUUACAUAAAAUAAUGGCAGUUCAAAUAGUUUUUAUUAUAUAGUGCGUAUUUGAUAACUAUAACUUUCUCAAAAUGGCAAAUUCACUCUGCUAAUUUUUUUAGGUGUUAAUUUAAAAAAAAUUGUAUUAGCAAUUUUUCUAUCCAACAUUAUCUAAUCACAUGGCACUAAAAUAAGAAACUAAUUGAAAUAUAUCAACUAUCUUUACAGAAGAUGGCAGAGGGAGGCAUUUUAUGAUCAUUAGAGAGCGGACAAUGUGUCUUUAACCCGAAGAAUAGGUCAAAUUUUGGUAGAGAUGUGUACGCGUU